This is a messenger RNA of Acaulospora colombiana, 319 nucleotides long. NCBI's taxonomy places the organism in Eukaryota, Fungi, Glomeromycota, Glomeromycetes, Diversisporales, Acaulosporaceae. The record is from the annotation of a GenBank genome assembly.
CGUACUCGGUACAAGCCACUUCGACUGGUCUCUCGAAGCCCGCCUCAAAAGUGGUCGUUUUCGGUGAUUCUUUCUCUGACACCGGAAUUUGGGAAGCCCUCAUCUGGCCCGACUACCUGGGAAACUAUUUAAAGGUCCCAGUCUACUCGUUUGCCAAAGCCGGCGCGACAUGUUCCAAUGACCUCACCCCUCGCAUUUGGCCUGAUGUCGUACACAAUGAAGUACCCUUGUAUACGACAAUGAAGAACAAUGGAACAUUGGGGAGACUUGAUCCUGCAACCACUGUGUAUACUCUCUGGAUCGGGACAAACGAUGUAGG